AUGGUUAAAUAUGUAACAAUGCGACGUAUAACACAAAUACUGGCAUCCAUAUUAUCAGCCAUUACAGUUUUAACAAUUUAUUUAGCGUUCGAUUUUGCUAUAAACAAUGCUCUCAAUAAGAAAAAUGCACGCAACCAUCAACAUGAUCAUCAUCAUCACGAUGAUGAACAAGAGGGUCAUAAUCAUUUAGUGCGUGAAAACAAAUCUUUUAAAAAUAUUUUUCAAAAAAAAAAUGAUCUAACAUUACACCAAGGAAUAACUCGAUCUUUAUCCUUACCACAUCCAAUAGACGACGUGAAACAGUUGCAACGUUGGGAUAAAAAUAAAACGCAAGUAGCUUCUAUGAAUUUAAACGAUGGUCAACAAGUUCAUCAGCAACAACAAACGCGUCGUCGAUCCCGCAAUUCAAAACAAAAUCAGGGUAAAUCAAGAGUUAUCAAGGGUAAAACAGGUGUAAAAGUAAAUCAGCCAGUACAACCACAAAUGAAGAAACAUAAAACAAAUCGAACUCUUACAGUUAAGAAUAUUAUCAAUACGAAAUGA
Molecule: messenger RNA, 543 nt
Organism: Didymodactylos carnosus
Lineage: Eukaryota; Metazoa; Rotifera; Eurotatoria; Philodinida; Philodinidae
Source: the annotation of a GenBank genome assembly